ACACCGUGUCCAACUGAUUAAUUCAGUAUAUUUACGUGACUCAUGCUGCACUUCUCCCUUUCGCUCACAUUCAACCUCCAACAUGGCGUCGGAUCACUCUUCAGAUCCCUCUUCAGAUCCCUUUGACCACCUCUGUGAUCUCUACGCCAAGUACAGGCAAACGAAAGAACCCGAAGGGAAGGGGGCCUUCUACUCGGAGAAAUGUCUUCAGAUCUGUCGUCAAGACCCCACCUACGCCGCUCGUGAUGGCGCAACAAUCGUGCGAUAUCUUGGGGAAGGUGGAGAGGUAGUCGCUCGCAUCCUUCGUGAAGCUGGCCAACUGAAGGAGGGUGAAUCUGUCGGCUCAAAUACGAAGGCCAACUACUACACCAUCCGACGCCUCACCGCUGCUGAGGCCACCGAUUUCGGCACAAACGAGCAUGUUAUUCCCGCCGGCUUCUCAUCCGUCACCGAAGUGCAGAGUAGAGCCAAGUCUGAGAACUGGGUGGGCAUGAAGGUUGACAUGUGGAUGGACGACGGCGAUGGCAAAGGCUUUAUGGUCAAAGCAAAGUACUGGUGGCGGCUUGAAAAGUCAGAUAAUGAGGCUGGAGUUUGGAAACAAAUCAUGCACGACAUUGUGUACCUGGGAGUUCGCGAUGGGACCGAGGGCGCUGACGGAGGGGUUUUGAUCAAGGACGAUUGAGAAUUGGUAUGGGCAUGCCUCUGAGGGUCUGCUACAAGGUAGACCAACAAUCAGUAGUCUAGCUGUUGGCCUCGCCGUAUGAACCUAGCUAUCUUAAAUGCGCUCCCAGACCGAUUAGGAAAAUAAUCUUCAAUGUUGUGGGAACUCACUUUGCGACCAGACCCCUCUUCGACUGUCCUCAAGCAGCACGCAGGGUGCUGAGCACUUGUGUGCUUUGGAUUACAAGCCGGGACUAGCAGUCGCAUUACCGUCUAUUCUAG
Messenger RNA from Ilyonectria robusta, 942 nucleotides. RefSeq lists its product as uncharacterized. The coding region runs from base 83 to 682 and encodes 199 amino acids. The transcript has a single exon. The record is from RefSeq and is a predicted model, not a curated record. Lineage: Eukaryota; Fungi; Ascomycota; Sordariomycetes; Hypocreales; Nectriaceae.